This is a messenger RNA of Fusarium tjaetaba, 2187 nucleotides long. RefSeq lists its product as uncharacterized. The record is from RefSeq and is a predicted model, not a curated record. The coding region runs from base 1 to 2187 and encodes 728 amino acids. NCBI's taxonomy places the organism in Eukaryota, Fungi, Ascomycota, Sordariomycetes, Hypocreales, Nectriaceae. The transcript is spliced from 4 exons.
AUGGAGCUCGCAUUUGAGGAUCGACAUUUGGACCCUUCCAAGAGGGACUUUUCAGACUUGGAUUUGUACGGCAGGAUCUGCAGCCUUUGCGGGUUUGAGUUUACCGACCAAGAUGAAGAUUCAGACGAAGAUGAAGAUUCAGACGGAGAUGAAGACGGAGACGAAAACGGAGAUGAAAAAGGAGAUGAGAUUGUCAAAUGUAAGGCCAUAAAUCUGCUGGUCAUGGGAACAGCACUGACAGCUACAGGGGAGAAAGCCGCGGAGCCUGGGGUAGACAAAUGCCAUGGCAGAGGGUCCUACCCCAUUGCAUUACAUCAUGAGUGUGUUGAAUACGCCAAGUCUUUCGUCACGGGUAACCUACGAGACCUCGCUGGAGCUGCUGUCACUAUCCGUGGGAGCUUCAGUGCGCCCGAGCAAAUGUGUGGCCCUCGCCGCUGCUGGUUAGAGAGCACCAUCGCACAGAAUCUCUCUGUAGCUCUUGGUGGACGUUUACAUACAGAAAUUUGCAGAAAUGUUGCCUCCUACUGUGUUCGUGAACAGUCAAUCCAGUUCAUCCAUCAGCAAUGGUCAAAGGCCCGACCUCGGCGAGGUUUCAUAUCAGUUCCUAUCCACAGGCGCACGACUCUGUGGGUUCAAUACACCCAUUUUGAAGGUAUUAGAUACGUUCGAUCAUUAUCUUACGACUCUCAAGGUGGUGAUGAGAAAUUGCUCUUCACGGGGGACACGGAGAAGCCUCUGAACAUUUUCGUCCGCCAUAACCAUCUGGGAGUCAACAAGCUUGUUAUAACCGAAGGACAGGAACGACCCAAGAGUGAGGAAACCCAUGACUACUGGUGGACCUGUCAUGCUCAACAGACCCGGCCAUUCCACUUCAAAGCAAGAUUUGAUGGCAUUAAAAUCCGGAACCUCGUUGUUGUCAAAAGCCCGAAGACUUUCCUCAACUUCGCUAUGGAUGGUUGCGAGAUACGAUGGGUUAUGCCUCCGUCGCCUGUGAAGUUUUCACCGAAGAUCCCGCUCACUCAUGGCAUACCUUUCACUUAUGUACAGACUCUUCACUGGAAUAAGCCAGGGACAUCUGGCUAUUCUUUCCUUCUUCUAGGCGACGCUGUCUUGCAAUGCAAUUUUCACCACGCCCAUGGACCGCCUGUACCUUAUCACAAAUACACGACAGGUGAACCCGACGAGCUCAUGUGUGUGCAUUUUCCCAUGAAUCAUGACGAAAGAGUCUCUGAACUCUGGGUCCGGCAGUAUCCCGAGAGGAAGGACACUCUCAUAAUUGUCACAGAUCGUGGCCGGAGCUUCGUCCUUGGAACUCAGCAAGAUGGCCCGGGUGCUACGUACCAUGUCGUUGCCAAACUACCGAAAGAUAAACCCUGCCUCAUGUUCCAAGCGCAUUGCUACAUACUUUCUUGGUUCCAUUUCGAUUCUGUACUUAGCUGGGAAAGGCCGCAAGCCCGACAAAUCAAGCCACAUUGGAAGACUGCGUCUGACAUGACCAUCGACACUCACUACUCAUCAGCAAAACUAGAUGGAGUCAGAGACAUUACUCCGUGUAUAAAUCGAUCAUUCUUUAUUUGGGGGAAGGAUGCAAUUAUCCAGGGUCUUCUCUUGACCUACUAUGACGGUACUCGAACUUGCAUUGGUGAGGUUCGGUGCGACGAUCUUGGGACGCCACAGAGAGUAACUUCUGAUACUCUGUGGAUACGAUAUGUUGAGCACAAGGAGGCCAGAAUUCUUGAUGAGAACACCCACUGCUUCGAUUGUGGAAUAGGGUGGUUUGGCUUCUCUCAGCCACAACGGGGUUCCUUCUCCUCGCGCGAAGACAUGGAUGAUCCCACGGAUGAACAGGACUCUGACGAUAGCUCUGCAGAAGAACCCAGUGAGGACGAAAAUGAGAGCGACGACGGAUGGGACAGGACUCCAACGUAUAUCUCACUACCCAUGAAGGGACGGCUCGAUAGGGUAAAGGAAUCUGAUGGCAGUAUAUGUCUACUGUCACAUCACAUGUGCAGUACACCAGAUGACGAGAUGCUUCACGUGCUAGCCGAAGAUGCUAAAACAGAAGAACGCGAGGACCCAGUCUCUAAACCCUGUACCAUUCUGACUGGAAGAACUACUCCAGAAACUCUCCGAGAUACGGAAUGGGUUGCCAAGGGGUUCGACAACUAUGGCAUCUACGGGCUUUGA